Messenger RNA from Acanthopagrus latus (yellowfin seabream), 1219 nucleotides. Its product is annotated as C-type lectin domain family 4 member F-like. The record is from RefSeq and is a predicted model, not a curated record. Bases 35 to 976 code for a protein of 313 amino acids. Lineage: Eukaryota; Metazoa; Chordata; Actinopteri; Spariformes; Sparidae. The transcript has 6 exons.
AUCUGAGUUUGAUUAGGUGAUGUGAGACAACAGUAUGUCUGAGGAUCUCUAUGCCAAGCCUGAUCUCACCAAAAAAGUUAGAUUUCAGGCGGGUGAGAAGAAGGACGGAAACACAGACGUCGGUGAAAACAUUGAUAAUGUGACAAUUUACGACAACUCCUGGGCAGAAGGCAGCGCUGCGCCGAAAUCAGAGGACGACACUUCUGACCAUCAACAGCCAAGUGCUGGAGAUGUAAAGAGGAGUCCCUGCAGAGCUGCUGCAGUGAUUCUGGGUCUGCUGUGUCUUCUCCUCCUGACUGGACUCAUAGCUCUGGUUGUGAUAUACACUAAAGGCACCUCUGAGUGGAAAAUGGAGAUGGUCCUCGCACGCAUCCGUAUCAACAACUUGAAUGAAGAGAGAGUCCAGUUACAGACCAGUUACAACAACCUGACUAAAGAGAGAGACCAGUUACAGACCAGUUACAACAACCUGACUAAAGAGAGAGACCAGUUACAGACCAGUUACAACAACCUGACUGAAGAACAAGAGCAGCUUCAAAACAGAUUUGAUAACGUGGCUAAAGAGAGAGAAGAUCUUCACAGAAUGUUUCGAGAGGGAUGGAGGUAUGCCAACGGGAGCGUCUAUUAUAGGUCCUCUGUGAGGAAGUCCUGGCAGGAAAGCAGAGAUUACUGUCAACAAAGAGGUGCAGACCUGGUGAUCAUCAACAGCACAGAAGAACAGCAAUUUCUCCGCUCAUUAAACGUGCGCACCUGGAUUGGUCUGACUGAUAACAGCACCGAAGCUACCUGGAAAUGGGUAAAUGGAAUGGGAGCUGAAGCAGUGUUCUGGGCGAACACACAGCCGGACAAUAAAGGACCUGAUGGGAGAGAGGAAAAUUGUGCUGAGAUUCACACAGACUUUAAUUCUAUAAAUAACUGGAAUGAUAAUGCCUGCAGUUCCCCAUUAAACUUCAUCUGUGAGAAGAUGCUUCAAUAAACUCUCAUUAUUACUGGAUGACACUGACUCAUUCCAUAUUUGUUUUGCUUACACACAUGUAAAACAACAGUAACAUACUGCAUGUUCUCCUCCUGUGGAAGUAAUGAAGAAUCUGUUUUUAUGUGUAAAUAAACUGCUGAGCCGACAUAAUUCAUUAAUACUAUAUUCAUCAAUUAUUUGUCGUGUAAUAACAAAAAAAACAAAUCACUGAAUAAACACAUUUGUCUGAAGUGACCUGAUUAA